Molecule: messenger RNA, 570 nt
Organism: Exophiala spinifera
Lineage: Eukaryota; Fungi; Ascomycota; Eurotiomycetes; Chaetothyriales; Herpotrichiellaceae
Exons: 3
Coding region: 1-570 (189 amino acids)
Biological process (GO): regulation of actin filament polymerization; Arp2/3 complex-mediated actin nucleation
Cellular component (GO): Arp2/3 protein complex; cytoskeleton
Molecular function (GO): actin filament binding
Source: RefSeq, a predicted model, not a curated record
AUGCCCGCUUACCACUCCAUCUUCCUGGGCGACCAGGGCGUUCAGACGAUAGGCAACUUUCCCCUGCUUCCUCUCCGGACGAAAACCCGCGGUCCCGCGUACACACUCCCCCAACUGCCUCCCAGCGUCAACCCGCUCGACGUCGACCCGGACUCGGAGUCGUACGACUGCCUGGACGAGGUGCUGUCGCUGUUCCGCGCCAACACGUUCUUCCGCAACUUCGAGAUCAAGGGCCCCGCGGACCGCAUGCUGAUCUACGGCAUCCUCUUCGUCUCGGACUGCCUCACCAAGAUCAAGCCCGCCAUGGACCCGCGCAGCGCCGAAAAGGCCCUCAUCAACGGCGCCCUGGAACAGUUCAGCAUCCCGGGCGAGCCGGGGUUCCCGCUGAACCAGGCCUUCGAGCCCCCGAGGGAUCGGAACGAGGCCGAAGUGCUCCGCAGCUACCUCAGCCAGGUCCGGCAGGAGCUGGCCGUCAGACUGCACGCGAGAAUGUACGAGGGCGGGGCGGCGACCCCCAGUAAAUGGUGGUUGAGCUUCACGAAAAGGAAAUUCAUGGGGAAGAGCUUAUAG